GAACAGGAACAUGAACAGUUUGGGUUGCCAAGUGAAAAAAUAACCUAGCAUCACCUCCAUCCUGCCGCCGCCGCUCGCUUCCCCAGCACGACCGCGUGUGAAACUGCAUGCGGAGGCGCUCAAUCACCGCACUGGAGUGAGGGAAGAGGAUCCCGGGCAGUAUUCAGUUCUGCUUGAAGCUGUUGGGCGCAAGAUGGAAGCCGUCUUCUUUGGAGAUCUGGAGCCAAGCUGCAAACAUUGCUCGCACAAGAGGGGAGCUGUGCGGCUGAGGUCGAGGCCAUUGUGGGAUGCUCGUCGCAACCAAGCUAUCUUGCAGCCCACGCGGCGACAAUCGUCAGGGACGACAGCAGCAGCAGUGGGUAAUUCUUGUGCGUCCCUCGCUGGUGCAGGCGAGGUGAGCGGAUGCGCCAUCGUCUCAGGGUGGAAGAGGAGACACCAUGUUGGGAAUGCGCCUCCCGAAAGGGCACUCAACUCUGCUCGCAUCACACCUCUGGAGAGGACCCUACGCAAGUUCCCAGCCAGGCCAAAUGGCGAGGUCAUUUUGCCAGAGGUGGGGGCUAGCUUCGAUUCGAUUGGCGAGGUUUACGACUUCUACAAUCUAUACUCGUGGGAACGGGGUUUUGGAGUGAGGUACGGGAAAAGCCGGCUAAAUGUCAAUCGAGUGAAAUGUAUGCAAGAAAUAGUAUGCGGUUGUUCGGGGAAGCUGAGAGCGACAAACUCACACUCCACCCGUUGCCUAUGCCCAGCUCUCAUUUGUUUGCUACGUUCCAAGGAUAAGGGGUGGUACAUUUGCGAGCACCGAGAGAACCACAGUCAUGAGUUGUCUGCCUCAUUUGGCGAGCGGACGCAUUGGCCGUUCCACAGGCACAUUGACAGCUACACUAAAGAUUUGUGCAGAGAGAUGGAGGUGGCUAUUGGGAAUGUUCUGACAGCACUAAGCAUUGAUGGUGCAAAUGGCACGUGUUAAGGAAAGCCAAGAAGAGGCUAGGGGCCUGUAUGGGAAAAACAACCAGUUCAAGGUUGAUUUUCACUGGAUUGUGAACUAGAUGCUCACAAAGGAGGAGUUCGAGGGGUGCAUGGAUGCAGAUGCUAAGAACGUACGCCUUGGAGAAGAAUCCAUAUUUGUACCAAAUAUAUGAAACAAGGGACAAAUGAGCGAAGCCUUACUUCAGUGGAAUCUUCUGUGUGAGGAUGAUCAGUACUCAACGAAGCGAAAGUGCGAACCACAUGUUGAAGACACACAUGCCCUCCGGCUCGGCAAUGCACGUGUUUGUGAAACACUUUAACAAAUUUCUUUACGACCGGGAUGCAGAGGAGAGCUUCCAGGAGAAGAGGACUCGACUGGGUGGAGUGGUUUACAAAGUUGGCGAACCCAUGGAGAAGCACGCUGCAAAGAUAUAUACCCGAACUAUAUUCGAGAAGUUUCAGGAAGUCCUAUAUAAGUAUGGGUCAUACUACGGCGACGAAUUGGUUCCGGGAGAGAUAUACGUGGCAAAACAUUUCGGUAGCGAGAGCCUAGAGAAGUGGCGCAAGGUUGAGUAUAAGUUGUCGGUCAAGGACGGCUAUUGUGCGUGUGAGUGUGGUAUGUACGAGCACAUGGGGAUGCUCUGCUGCCAUGUUGUUAAGGUACUUGUCCACCUCAGGUGCACGGAGAUCCAUGCCCCACAUGUGAUGAAGAAAUGGACAGUGGACGCGCGGAAUGUUUUGCCACUCCACCUGGUGCAGUACCAGAAGGACUAGGGCCUGGUGACAUCUACAGCUCCAGGCAUUCACAGCUCUACCUCAACUGCAUGGAGGUGGUGAGGCUAGGGGAUGUAAAUGUUGAUGCCUACACCACGGCAAUGGAGUCCAUCAUGUUCUUGGUGCCGAAACUUAAGCUUGUCGCGGUCGAGGCGGAUGGCUUAGGGCUAGAGCAGAGCCUCAGCGCGAAGAAAGCUCGAGUGGAUAUUGGUCCUGCUCAUUUACUCAUGGAGCAAGCCACCGGUUCGAAGGACUGCGGUGCAGCAAUCAUCCUGGACGCAGCCCUUCUAGCGCCAUCGGAGAACAAAAGCAGCGCUAGGCCAACAACUAGCCGGGACAAGCCGCCGUACGAGACAACCUUGAAGAGGACAAGAUUCUGCACUAUCUGCAAGCAGCCGGGGCACAAGAGCACUACGUGCGCCGAUCACCCGCCAGGAGCUGCGAAGCCUCGGAAGGAGGCAAAAUGCUCGAACUGUGAUCUGCCAGGUCACCGAAAGACUAGCUGUAUCAAACAAGCAGCAGCCAUGUAGCGCGGGGCGGCAGGACCCUGAUCUUCGUGUUGAUCCCCUUAUAUGUAGGACUGGUUUUAAUCUAAGCCAGAAAACAUAAUAUGUAUCGGUUGUGUAAUAUGUAAGAAUUUAAUUGGGAAACUCACU
This is a messenger RNA of Lolium perenne, 2396 nucleotides long. RefSeq lists its product as uncharacterized. NCBI's taxonomy places the organism in Eukaryota, Viridiplantae, Streptophyta, Magnoliopsida, Poales, Poaceae. The record is from RefSeq and is a predicted model, not a curated record.